This is a messenger RNA of Penaeus vannamei (Pacific white shrimp), 1318 nucleotides long. The record is from RefSeq and is a predicted model, not a curated record. NCBI's taxonomy places the organism in Eukaryota, Metazoa, Arthropoda, Malacostraca, Decapoda, Penaeidae.
GACGCUGGUGAAAGCAUAUCAUAUGAGAGACAUUAACCCCAGUAACGCAAAAAGAAGGCGUGUUAGUUCUUGCAGGAAGCCAAGGUCAGAAGAGCUCAAAGAUUUCACUAAAGAUGUGUCGUCAGUGCGUUCCUCUGAUUUCGGGUUUGGUACAACAAGUACUGGUGGGUCGACAGCACCAAGUGGAGGCGGAUUCACUUUUGGGGCAACUAAUCCAGGGACGACAACGGCUCAAGGCUUUGCUUUCGGAACGGCAACAACCACGGGCACAUCGACAGGAACGACAGGCUUUAGCUUUGGAGGCACGAGCACGGCGGGCACAAGCACUGCGGCGUCUACAGGUUUUAGUUUCGGAGGGACGAGCACUGCGCCGAAGACGACUGCUAGUUCUACAGGAUUCACUUUCGGAAACACCAGCACUGCGGGGGCAGCGACAGGAACAACAGGUGGUUUCAGCUUCGGUGCACCGGCCACAAGUGCCCCUGGAGGUUUUAGCUUCGGCACUGCUGCCAACCCCACCACAAGUGCAUCUCCCUUUGGUGCUACAUUCGGCGCAGCCGCACCGGCCACCACUGCAACCACACAAGGGUUUGGCUUUCUGACUAACUUUGGUGGUGGUGGAGGUGGUGGAGGAGGUGCAGGAGGCAGCGGUGGCUUUCCCAAGCCAGCAACCUCCUUUGGGCCUGGAGGCUUUGGAAGCCUUACUAAUACAGUACCUGGAACGGGUUAGUAAGUAUGGAUGCGUGAAGAGAAAGAGAGAAGCGGCCCGCGCACCGUCUGCCACUGCUCCUCGCAUACCCCUCAUAUGCCCCACGCUCCCACCUCCUUACUUUACUUGCUUCUGUCGUUUAUAGUAGCUUUAGUGUAUUGUUGAGAGAGAGUGAGUGAGUGAAUGAGUGUUCAGAGCACCACUACCCCAAUACUCACCCACCUCGUACCUCUCACACCCAUGCCCUGCUUUUUUGCCGUUGGCUGCGUAGUAAGAGAUAGGGACACCGUUUGCUUUACUGCUGUGGGAGAAUGAGUGUUUUUUGCAUACAUACAUACAUACCCCUCCCCCUUACACCAUCUCAUUCCCUCUACCCCAAACCUUCUCUCUCCACUCUUAUUUCAGGCCAUGUAGUGGGCAUUGAAUUUCUGCGUGGAGUGAAUGAGUUUACCCUUACAGUGAAUGUAUAGUUUGUUUACCAAGUUUUCCUUAUCUUUGAUGGCUCCUCAAUAACUCCAGUUGUUGCUUUGUGCGAAUAGAGAGAGAGAGAGAAAGAGAGAAGAGGGAGAAAGAGAGGGAGAGAGAGAAAGAGAGGGAGAGAGAGAAAGA